UGCUUCCUUCUACGUGGUUCGAGCAUGUGUCCAUGCUGGUCAUCCUCCUCAACUGCGUCACCCUGGGGAUGUUCCAGCCCUGCGAAGACGUGGCCUGCCUGUCCGAGUGGUGUCGUAUACUCCAGGUUUUGGAUGACUGUAUAUUUGCCUUCUUUGCGGUGGAAAUGAUCAUCAAGAUGGUGGCCCUGGGGAUUUUUGGCAGCAAUUGUUACCUUGGCGACAAGUGGAACCAGCUGGACUUUGUCAUCGUCAUGGCGGGGGUGUUGGAGUACUCGCUGGAUGGACAGAAUGCCAGCUUCUCAGCCAUCCGCACAGUCCGAGUUCUCCGGCCUCUGCGGGCCAUCAACAGAGUACCAAGUAUGAGAAUCUUGGUGACGCUGCUGUUGGACACGCUUCCAAUGCUGGGAAAUGUCCUCCUCCUCUGCUUCUUUGUUUUUUUCAUCUUCGGGAUUGUUGGAGUGCAGCUGUGGGCGGGGCUACUGAGAAACCGCUGUUUUCUCGGAGAGGACAUCAGGAAAAUAUACAACCUGUCCAUCAGUCCCUACUACAUGUCGGAGGACGGCGAGGACAGCCCCUUCAUCUGCUCGGCAGCUCGCGAGAACGGGAUGCUGCGGUGCCACGACGUCCCGCCCUCCGCGGAGGCCAAGGUCGAGUGUUCGCUGCCGGCGUCUCGGCAGAGUCCGCCCCCUGCUGUGGGAGGGGGCAGCGUCAAUGGGUGUGUUAAUUGGAACCAGUAUUACAACGUGUGUCGCCCGGGGGACUUCAACCCGCACAAAGGAGCCGUCAACUUUGACAACAUCGGAUAUGCUUGGAUCGCUAUUUUCCAGGUCAUCACGCUGGAAGGAUGGGUGGAUAUCAUGUACUAUGUCAUGGAUGCUCAUUCCUUCUACAAUUUUGUAUAUUUUAUACUGCUCAUUAUUGUGGGCUCCUUCUUCAUGAUCAACUUGUGCCUGGUGGUCAUCGCCACCCAGUUCUCUGAGACCAAGCAGCGCGAGAACGCCCUGAUGCGGGAGCAGCGCGCUCGCUACAUGUCCAACGACUCCACGCUGGCCAGCUACAGCGAGCCGGGCUCGUGCUACGAGGAGAUGCUGCGCUACAUCAGUCACCUGUAUCGCAAGCUCACGCGCCGGCUGCAGAGGGUGUACUCCAGCUGGCACAGUAAACGUCGUAAAAAGGUGAACCCUAACGGCAAUGGCGGAGGCGGUACCGCUGGAGGUAACGGACACGGCCCCGGCUCCAGCAGAGGCCCAGGUAGCGCUCGGUGGUUGAGACCCAUCCACAACCUGUUGCAACACCAUCAGCACCACCACUGCCGGCUCACCAACGGCGGCCAGCACGCCAUGGGCACCACUAGCGCCGAAUACUCGGGAGGAGAAGGAGUCGCCGGAGGAGCGGAGGAGCUGGAGAUGAAGUCGCUCCCUGUCGGUCAAAGGAGUUCUAACGGGAACAGCGGCGGUCAGUCGGUGGUCAGCCAAGGCAUGGGGGCCUUGCUGAGGAGACUGAACGGUGGCAUGAACUACCCCACCAUCCUGCCGUCCUUCGUCUGCAGCUACAGCAGCAAGACGCCGCCGCCUCACUCCCAGCAGGGGGAGCACAGUCCGGAGCCGCAUCCGCCGAACCACCCCGCUUCGGAACACGCUGACAAACUGACCCAGCUCUACCAGCUCGUAGGACAACACAGUCACCAGAGUGUGCUGUACCAGCUGGCGGGUGUGGUGCCCAGUCCUCUGCUCCUGGAGCUGCUGGGCUGCCCCCUGUGUGCCCGCAGCCUGGAGACCUUGGAGCUGGAGCUGGGGGACCUGGAGGGCGGCAAGGGAGAGGCUGAUGGACUGUACGACUUCCCCCAGGGGGGAGACCUGAGAUGCGGGCGAGGUCGCGGCAGACGGCGAGCGGCCGGAGAGUACAAGAACGGAGUCCUUCGGGCUUGGAUGAACUUCAGGGAGAGACUGAAGCGGAUCGUGGAGAGCAAAUACUUCAACAGAGGGAUCAUGAUCGCCAUCCUGGUGAACACUCUCAGCAUGGGGAUAGAGUACCAUCAGCAGCCAGAGGAGUUGACGGACGUGCUGGAGAUCAGCAACAUCGUCUUCACCAGUAUGUUCGUCUUGGAGAUGGGCUUCAUGCUGCUGGCGUUCGGCCUGUUUGGAUACAUCAAGAACCCUUACAACAUCUUUGACAGCAUCAUCGUCAUAAUCAGCGUGUGGGAGAUCAUCGGUCAAAACAAUGGCGGGCUGUCGGUCCUGCGUACGUUCCGUCUCCUUCGGGUGCUGAAGCUGGUCCGCUUCCUUCCCGCCCUGAGGAGACAACUGGUGGUCCUGAUGAAGACCAUGGACAACGUGGCAACCUUCUGCAUGCUGCUGAUGCUUUUCAUCUUCACCUUCAGCAUACUGGGCAUGCAUCUGUUUGGCUGCAAGUUCAGCAUCCAGACAGAAAACGGAGACACCAUCCCUGACCGCAAGAACUUUGACACUCUUCUAUGGGCCAUCGUCACCGUGUUUCAGAUUCUCACCCAGGAAGACUGGAACGUGGUGUUGUACAACGGCAUGGCUUCCACCUCGCCGUGGGCCGCCCUCUACUUUGUCGCCCUGAUGACGUUCGGAAACUACGUGCUUUUCAACUUGCUGGUGGCCAUCUUGGUCGAAGGCUUUCAGGCUGAGGGUGACGCAAAUCGCUCCGAGUCAGACGAUGAGAAGAAGUCUGACAACUUUGAGGAUGACGAGAAGGUGGAGCAGCUCAGAGACAAUGAGUUGAAGAUGUACACCCUGAUGAUGACGGCCAACGGUCACGUCGACCCUCGCGGUUCCAUGGCUCCUCCCAUCAUCAUGCGAACAGCGGCCACACCCAUGCCAACCCCGAAGAGCUCUCUGGGCCCAGAGUCCUACAUGGAGGACGAGGUGAUGGCUCGAGAGGGAGUGCUGCCGUACGGAGAGAUUGGAAUUUCCGAAGCGGGGAGCGUCCACAUGGAGUCUCGUCGCGGAAGCACCACGUCCGUGGAUGCCUUAGCGUGUGAUCAGCGAUCUCUGAGCCUUUCCAGCCCGGGCCGCCGCUCCCCUCUCCCUCUUCUUGGGUCCAGCUCGUGGGGAAGCCGCCGCUCCAGCUGGAACAGCCUGGGGAGAGCGCCGAGCCUCAAAAGACGAGACACCACGGGGGAAAGGGAGAGCCUCCUGUCUGGAGAGCGGGGAGAGGAGGAAGACGACGUGGACGGCAGGGAGGACGACGGGGGUUACGACAACAGACUCCGGCCCGGCUCCUUGGAGCAGCUGCAGGCGCCCACUCUCUGCCCGUCCAUCGUGGCCCAAUAUGGCGACUGCAACGGAAGGAGCUUGACCUACGACACCGGCGCUAACGCUGAAUCGAAGGAGGACUCCUUGCCUGAAGAUGACAUGGAUGAUGAUAGUUCUGUCUUCUACAUAAUCAAGAAGCACCUUCUCAGCAUGAAGCCUCGCUGGUGCAUAGACCAUGAAGACUGGACGUUGUACUUGUUCUCACCAGAUAACUCAUUCCGAGUGUGGUGCCAAAGUGUGAGCUCUCACAAAAUGUUCGACCACGUGGUUUUGGUUUUCAUCUUCCUCAACUGCAUCACGAUCGCUCUGGAAAGACCGAAUAUAAAGGCCGAUAGCACGGAGCGAGUAUUUCUUCGAGUGUCCAACUAUGUUUUCACUGUGAUCUUCCUAGCAGAGAUGACCAUAAAGGUGGUUGCACUCGGGUUCUGCUUCGGGAAGCAGACCUAUCUCCAGUCCAGCUGGAACGUUCUGGAUGGUGUGUUGGUGUUUGUGUCUAUGGUGGACAUUCUUGUUUCUCUGGCUUAUUCUGGUGGCAACCGGAUCCUGGGCAUCCUCAGGGUCUUAAGACUGCUUCGCACACUACGCCCACUCAGGGUGAUCAGUCGAGCGCCCGGACUGAAAUUAGUUGUGGAGACUCUUAUCACUUCUCUUCGACCCAUCGGCAACAUUGUCCUCAUCUGCUGCGCCUUCUUCAUCGUGUUUGGUAUCUUGGGAGUGCAGUUAUUCAAAGGGAAGUUCUUCCACUGUGAAGGUCUGGACACCAAAAACAUCACCAACAAGUCGGACUGCCUGCACGCCAACUACAGCUGGAUACGAAGGAAGUACAAUUUUGACAACCUGGUCCAGGCACUGAUGUCUUUGUUUGUGCUGUCCUGCAAGGACGGCUGGGUCAACAUCAUGUACGAUGGCCUGGACGCAGUAGGAGUGGACCAACAGCCCGUGAGGAACCACAACCCUUGGAUGUUGCUCUACUUCAUCUCCUUCCUGCUCAUCGUCAGCUUCUUCGUCCUCAACAUGUUCGUCGGCGUGGUGGUGGAGAAUUUCCACAAGUGCCGCCAGGACCAAGAGGAGGAGGAGGCUCGCCUGCGGGAGGAGAAGAGGCUGAAGAUCAUAGAAAAAAAGCGCAGGAGUAAGGCCAAUGAAGGGACCGAGGCUAAGCAGAGGCCGUACUACGCCGAUUACUGCGCACCGCGUCUGACUAUCCACACGCUGUGCACAAGCCACUACCUGGACCUCUUCAUCACCUUCAUCAUCUGCAUCAACGUGUUCACCAUGAGCAUCGAGCAUUACAAUCAGCCGCAGUAUCUGGAGGAGGUUCUGAAGUACUGUAACUACGUCUUUACCUUCAUCUUCGUCAUCGAGGCCCUGCUUAAGCUCGUGGCUUUUGGGAUUCAGCGGUUCUUCAAAGACAGGUGGAACCAGCUGGACAUCGCCAUCGUGGCCUUGUCCAUCAUGGGCAUCAUUCUGGAGGAGCUGAAGAUGAGUGCAGCUCUUCCCAUAAAUCCCACCAUCAUCCGAAUUAUGAGAGUGCUCAGGAUAGCGCGAGUGCUCAAACUCCUGAAGAUGGCCACAGGCAUGAGGUCUCUGCUGGACACUGUUAUGCAAGCGCUGCCACAGGUGGGGAAUCUUGGCCUUCUCUUCAUGCUGCUCUUCUUCAUCUAUGCCGCACUGGGAGUGGAGCUCUUCGGCAGGCUCGAGUGCAACGACAACAACCCCUGCGAGGGCCUGAGUCGCCACGCCACCUUUGAAAAUUUCGGGAUGGCCUUCCUCACAUUGUUUCGAGUGUCCACUGGAGACAACUGGAACGGGAUUAUGAAAGACACACUGAGAGACUGUCGUCCAGAGGACGGCCAGUGUCUGACCUACCUGCCUCUGGUGUCCCCUAUUUACUUUGUCACCUUUGUGCUCAUGGCCCAGUUUGUGCUGGUUAAUGUGGUGGUGGCUGUGCUGAUGAAGCACCUGGAAGAAAGCAACAAGGAGGCCAAAGAGGACGCGGAGAUGGAUGCAGAAAUUGCCAUGGAAAUGGCGAUGGAGCAGCAGCGCAGGUUAAGCACCGCCUCCAGCAGCAGCUCGGGGGCGGGGACCUUUGAUGGUCCAUGUCCACAAUCACCUGGCCAGGAGGUAGCGGUGCAGUGCAGUGAUGAGGACGCCCAGCAGGUGUCAGAGAAGAUGUCCGUGUCCAGGAUGCACUCCCUGCCCAACGACAGCUACAUGUUCCGCCCCGUGCGGCCCGCCAGCGCUCCUUUCCCUCUGCAGGAAGUGGAUGUCGGCGCUCACGACCAGCAUUCAGUGCGACUUAUACCCCGGAGCGACUUAUACUCCGAAAAAUACGGCUCGCUGACGUCAGUCCGCUCCCAGCCGUGUGAGACCCGCGCUCUGCUGCAGGUCCCCGACCUUUCCCCCGUCCGGCCCCGCCUCCUCACCUCCGUCAACCUGCCCCGCCUGGCCCCGCCCACGCCUGGACCCUCCCCUCGGGCCCUGCGCAGACAGGUGGCGGUGAAAGUGGAUUCUGUGGAAGUCCAAAGUUGCGAGCAACACGAGCGGCCCGUCCAUCUCCCACCGCCGUCGCCUUCACCGCUCCUCCCUCUCAAUCCUUCUCCUCUCCCUCCUUCAAACCCCUCCCCUGUUCCCUUGCCUCCUCCGCCGCCAUCGCCCUUGCUUCUGCUGCCGCCGCCCCGCUCCCCGCGCCUCCUGCUCCGCACCGGCAGCCUCCACAGGCCGAGGCCGUCCUCUGCCGCCUCUCUCGUCGACCCGGUCGAUGAGGAGGUGUGUCACAUCACCAGCUUGGCCCGCCGCCGGCAGUACGGCGAUGCCGGCGACAGGGAGGACAUCCGGGGGAAGGCGCCGCGUAGCCACUCCCUUUCUCCUUACACCGACUCCACUUCCUCGCCUGUUGCCUCCACCGGGCUUUUGGAGGCGGACCAAAAGGACCUGGACUUCCGGAAAGGCUUCAGCGUGGACACCAGGCGCGAGCCCUCACUGUUGUCCGCUGUUUACUCGGACGAGCAUCGGCGCCACUCCAUCGAGGUGUGCCUGCCUCAAGACAAACACCUUAAAGUCGACAAACCCCACAAGGAGAAGGGAACAUUCCCUAUGAGGGUGCAGUCGGUUGGAGGUGGACACCGCAAGAAGAAGACGAGUCCUCCUUGCAUUUCCAUUCAUCCUCCUUCCGAGCGGGAGCAUCCGCCCUCGCCGCCAAAACUGGCCGACUGCAGCAUGAUGCUGAGACGACGGACGCCAUCUUACGACCUGAGCGCACACACCCAAGAGAGUUCGACAGACCUGCAGCCGCCCUCGCCGGUGCACCGAGUGCUCGUACCGCACUCCCUAACGCCCUCACCGGCGUCCACGCCCACACGCAUGCACACCCCUCCAUACCCGUCCACACCCAUGCACCCGCCCAUCCCCAUCAGUCCGAAUAUCUUCAUCCAGCCGCACGCCCCUCUCCUCCCGACGCCUUUCUCCCAGACCCGCCACCUACCGCCGGGCGCCAGGCACGCCUCUCUCGCCAGAGAAUGCAUCCCCCUCCCCCAAUUCACCUUCGACCAACCGCAGUCCAGAUACCUGUCGGACAACGACCCCGCCACGUGCGCUUCGCCGUUUGACAGCAGACUGGGAAGCGGCGCCGGAUUCAGCGCCAAGAACCGGCGAACCGCCCAGUGAGCAUCAGGAACAGGAAGGGAAUUCCAAAAUGGAGUCAAAACCGAACUCUGGGAAGAGUUUCCAGCGAGCAAACUCUUUUGUCUUUCUGGAAGUUUGCGGAUCACAGACCUCAGACACAACAGACAUCGUCCAAUCCCGCAGUGGAUCCGCCGUCUGGAUCCAGAUCCACAGAGGUGGUGCCCCAACAGUUCCCAACGUACAUGUCAUGUUCGGGACUAUCCAGGACUAAAGCCACCUAACUCUGUAGCCAAAGUUUUUUUGACCCACCCACGCGAGCCAAUCAGGAAGCAGCGUCUGGCUGACAACCUCCAAACCUUCUACAGGAAGCGGUUUGUGAAGCGCGAGUGUGGGGCGGGACUACGGGAUAUGCAACUUCAGGUUUUCUACAGAAGUUCUGCUUACCCUCUCCUCUGCUCCUCGAUCACAUUGAUCCCAGCAGAUUUACGCCUGUUACUUCCCGUGUGUGCGCGUUUCUACGUUUUCCGACGCAAAAAUCUGUAAAAUUUACGGUAAAAAACUGGAGGCACAGUCCGCAGAAUUUUGACAUGCAAGUUUUUUUUACAGUGAGUUACUGUAAAUAGAAAAACGGUACCACUAUUUUUACGGUCAGAAUCUCGUUACUGAGCUGCCAAUAUUUUAGCGUAAUGUUUUUUUCCCCCCAUUUGCAGUAAUGCAAUGUAAAACAGAUCGUAGAUUUUCCGAUGUACUGGCAGCUUAGUAAAUAAAAUAAAUAAAUGAUACAUGGGUUAUACUUGUAUAGCGCUUUUCUACCUUCAAGGUACUCAAAGCGCUUUGACAGUACUUCCACAUUCACCCAUUCACACACACAUUCACACACUGAUGGCGGGAGCUGCCAUGCAAGGCGCUAACCAGCACCCAUCAGGAGCAAGAGUGAAGUGUCUUGCCCAAGGACACAACGGACGUGACUAGGAUGGUAGAAGGUGGGGAUUGAACCCCAGUAACCAGCAACCCUCCGAUUGCUGGCACGGCCACACAGUCACAAUUUUACUGUAAAAAUUUAAAUUUACACACUAAAAAAUGAGUUGCGAAUGUUGGGUUAAAUUUUGGAGUUAUUAUUAUGAAGAGCAAUCAAUUUUUUGGGUUAUAAGGGUUUUAUUUUAACUCAAUUUCUGGGUUGCGCAAUGUUGGGUUUGGAAUAACCCAACAUUGGAGUGAGCAUAACUCAGCUUUUGUGUUCAAAAUAAAUUCAACCCAAUAGUUGAGUUAUGAAUCAACCAACAUUGAGUUAGCAUAACCCAACUUUUGGGUUAAAGAAUUCAACCCAAUAGUUUGGUUGGGAAUAACCCAACAUUAAGUUAUCAUAACUCCACUUUUUGGUUAAAUAAUUCAACGCAAACGUUGAAAAAUAACCCAAAAUGUUGAGUUAAAAUAACUCAUAUAAGGGGUUUGUCCUUUUCUGAACCAUUAUUUUUUAACCCAACAAUUUUUAGUGUGUAGCGUGAUUCCUUUUACAGUAAGUCGGUGUUAAAACCUCCGUAAAAUUGAAGGUAAAAUUCUGGCGACUGAGCUGUUAAAUCUACUGACACUGUAGUAUCUCUUAACAGCGCAUUACUGUAAAUUAAAAAAUAUUUUUACCAUAAAAUUCUGAUUAAAUUUGUCUUACUAUAAAAUCUACAGUACUGUCGUUUUUUGUUUUUUUUCACAGUGCAUUACUGUAAAUGGAAAAAAAUGGAACCAAUUUUUUUUACAGUUAAGUUUGGCAACUAUUUUUUUUUUUUUUUUACUGAAUAAUAUACUAUCGUUUUUUUUCAACUGUGCAUUACUGUAAAUAAAACAUCGUAUCACUGUUAUUUUCACUAUAAAAUGAGUAAUGUAAAAUCUACGGUCUUUUUUUUUUACUGUACAUUAAUGUCAAUUGAAUUUAUUUUUAGUGGUAAAAUUCUGCCAACUGAGCUGCUAUUUUUUUUUU
Messenger RNA from Entelurus aequoreus (snake pipefish), 8874 nucleotides. RefSeq names its product calcium channel, voltage-dependent, T type, alpha 1H subunit a (gene cacna1ha). The transcript is spliced from 37 exons. The coding region runs from base 33 to 6944 and encodes 2303 amino acids. The record is from RefSeq and is a predicted model, not a curated record. Gene Ontology annotation, molecular function: voltage-gated sodium channel activity; low voltage-gated calcium channel activity. Gene Ontology annotation, cellular component: plasma membrane; voltage-gated calcium channel complex; voltage-gated sodium channel complex. Gene Ontology annotation, biological process: sodium ion transmembrane transport; membrane depolarization during action potential; neuronal action potential. Lineage: Eukaryota; Metazoa; Chordata; Actinopteri; Syngnathiformes; Syngnathidae.